GGCUCUUUAGUGGCUCCUUAACAACUACCUUUAAUUAGCAGCUGUGUAGGCGCUUUGGCAGUGUUGGUGUCUGAUUAUUUUAGCUAUGGGAUACUAAUGAAUGCUUGGAAUGACUGGUGUAAUUUAUAGUGUACUUCUUUGUAAGCUUGUUAAUGUUUAUUGGGGAAUACUUGGCAACUAAAUUCAAAAUACAGUUUUUCCGUUCUGUGUAUUUACAAUAUGUGUGACCCCUUAGCCCUGAGUAUCCGAGGUGUGCCGGAGGAGGAACCCCCUGACCCCCAGGAGCUGAGGCUGGACAACAUGCUGCUAGCGGAGGGAGUGGCCGGUCCAGAGAAGAGCAGAGCAGCUACAGCUGCAGCUCUGGCCGCGGCCACAGGGGGGUCGUCCAGCGAUGAGAGCUCCGAGCACGCAGACUACAGGGAGAAGCUGGCUCAGAUACGGAUGAUCUACCACACGGAGCUGGACAAAUAUGAACAGGCUUGUAACGAGUUCACUGGUCAUGUGAUGAACCUGCUGAGGGAACAGUCUCGUACUCGCCCUAUCUCUCCCAAAGAAAUAGAGUGCAUGGUGUCUAUUAUACAUCGAAAGUUCAGUGCCAUCCAGAGGCAGCUCAAGCAGAGCACCUGUGAAGCUGUGAUGAUUCUGCGCUCUAGAUUUCUAGAUGCACGGAGGAAGCGUCGUAACUUCAGCAAGCAGGCUACAGAAAUUUUGAAUGAAUAUUUUUACUCCCAUCUAGCAAACCCUUAUCCCAGCGAAGAAACCAAAGAGGAGCUGGCCAAGAAGUGCUCCAUCACAGCUGCUCAGGUGUCCAACUGGUUUGGAAACAAGAGGAUUCGCUACAAGAAAAACAUUGCCAAGUUCCAAGAGGAAGCUAACAUGUAUGCCAUGAAAACAGCUAUGGACGCUACCAGUCACAUGUCACAGGCCAGCUCUCCAGCCACACCAAACUCAGGAGGAUACGCAGCCUCAUGUUAUACUCCUGAUGGGAUGCUGUAAUGUCUUGAGUUAAAGAUUGUUUGAUAGUUUUCAUCUACUCAACAAUACAUGAGGUCCUCAUCUACUCUCCAAAUCCAUCUCCCUGUAUUCACUUUUGAAAUAAACAACCUUUAAACAAUUUUGUAUGCCUUUGAUCAUUAGUUACUCAGAAGCAUUAUAUUCAUGUGAUGUAAAGUGCUGGGGUUAUCAAUGUUUUGGGAAAAUAUGUUAAAUGUCU
Boleophthalmus pectinirostris (great blue-spotted mudskipper) is the source of this 1213-nucleotide messenger RNA. Its product is annotated as pre-B-cell leukemia transcription factor 1-like. The transcript is spliced from 6 exons. Gene Ontology annotation, biological process: embryonic organ development; regulation of transcription by RNA polymerase II; animal organ morphogenesis. Gene Ontology annotation, cellular component: nucleus. Bases 220 to 996 code for a protein of 258 amino acids. The record is from RefSeq and is a predicted model, not a curated record. Lineage: Eukaryota; Metazoa; Chordata; Actinopteri; Gobiiformes; Gobiidae. Gene Ontology annotation, molecular function: RNA polymerase II cis-regulatory region sequence-specific DNA binding; DNA-binding transcription factor activity, RNA polymerase II-specific.